AUGGCGAGCAGCAAUCAGCAUGUUUUGGUCUUUGGAGCAACGGGAAGAAUCGGCCAGCUGGUCGUCAACAAGUGCCUUGAAGCAGGACACCAGGUCACCGGCGUGACCCGCAACCCUGAAGCUGCUAUGAAGAAGCAACCGAAGAUCAAGUGGAUCAAGGCAGAUGCUUUGGACCCCAAGACCUAUGAGGACGCGCUGGUCGGGCAGGACGUGGUGUUUGGAUGUACAGGAUCCGACGGGAUCAAAGAGAAGACGGUCAUAUUCUCACAGGGGUACGCGCGCAUUAUAGAGGCGAUGGAGAGAAAAGGGGUCAAGAGGCUGAUCGCAAUCACCUCUUGCCACGACCACCCCAACGCCGGUUGGUUUUUCCGAAGGUUUGUGAAGCCAUGCAUCCUCAACAACAUCUAUGCAGACAUCGAGGUGUUUGAGACGUGGCUUCGAAAAGAAUACAGGGGCACUGUGGACUUCACGAUCCUCCGCCCGUUCGAGUUC
Messenger RNA from Guillardia theta CCMP2712, 492 nucleotides. RefSeq lists its product as hypothetical. The annotation marks the transcript as partial. The record is from RefSeq and is a predicted model, not a curated record. The transcript has a single exon. Lineage: Eukaryota; Cryptophyceae; Pyrenomonadales; Geminigeraceae.